Molecule: messenger RNA, 660 nt
Organism: Acytostelium subglobosum LB1
Lineage: Eukaryota; Evosea; Eumycetozoa; Acytosteliales; Acytosteliaceae
Exons: 2
Coding region: 1-660 (219 amino acids)
Biological process (GO): mitochondrial electron transport, ubiquinol to cytochrome c
Cellular component (GO): membrane
Molecular function (GO): 2 iron, 2 sulfur cluster binding; quinol-cytochrome-c reductase activity
Source: RefSeq, a predicted model, not a curated record
AUGUUGUCUAGGUUCGUCUCAAAGGUUGCACCAAGAUGCAACCAAUCGAUCAGAAGUUACUCGACAUCACAGCACUUCAUGACCAACAACACAACUACUUUCCCAUCACAACACUUUGAGAAGUACUUGACAGAGCCACAGACUGUUGAUCCCGAGGGACGUGGAUACUCAUACCUCGUGGUCGGUGGUGCUGCCGCCGGUCUGGCCGCGAUGGCCAAGAACACCGUCGUCUCAGCCCUCUCGACCAUGUCGCCAGGUCAGGACAUUCUUGCCCUGUCCUCGGUCGAGAUCGACCUGUCCAGCAUCCCCGAGGCCACCGCCGUCACCUUGAAGUGGCGUGGAAAGCCCCUGUUCGUGCGUCAUCGUUCGGCCGAGGAGAUUGCCUUGGCCCAGUCGGUCGAUGUCAGCUCCCUCGUCGACAAGGAGGCCGACAACGUUCGUGCCAAGGACCCAGAGUGGGUCAUCCUGAUUGGAGUGUGCACACAUUUGGGUUGUAUCCCCAUUGCCGGUGGUGGUGACUUUGCUGGCUGGUACUGCCCAUGCCACGGCAGUCAUUACGACAAUGCCGGACGUAUCCGUAAGGGUCCCGCUCCACAGAACCUCAUCAUCCCUCCAUACAAGUUCAUUGGUCCACAGCAGAUCAUCGUUGGAGACGAAUAA